GUUCAUAGCGAUUAAGACGGCAAAUAUCUUUUGGCCUUGCCCCUUAUUUUUUGGCGACCUCUAGACUGGUAAGACCGUGGAAUUGGACAGGCUUGUGCAACGCCUGCUUUCAGUCUAAGCAUGUUCUGAUCCAUUUGGUGCCGGGGACAAGCUCAGCGAAAUUCAUGGUCCGCGACUUGUGCGAGCCGGGUUGCCAGCGGCAAUGAAGAGCGCCGUGUAGACCUGAGCAACCGCCGGUCCGAGUGCCGCACAACACGGGUCUCCCAAAGCCGGGCGCGGCCACAACUGGCCACGCGGCGACCUCCCUCCUGGGCCACAACGGCGCCGGUGGAGGCGGUGGCGCAGGCGGCAGCAUGGUCCGGGCUGACGGUGUCAGCUCGCCAGCCGACAGCGCCAGCGGUGGCAGCCCCCACAACGGCACGCCAGCCGCUGGCGAAGCCGGCGGCGGCCCCGGCCCGGGCGGCGGCAAUAGUGGUCGAUACGGCGCCGCGGCAGCCUACAGCGAAGCUGGCCUGAUGCAGGCGAUCGAGCACGCGAUUGCGCAGGCCGUGGUCCACAACCCUGGAGACGCGGGCCACUUGCAGACGCUGCUGAAUGCGCGGACCCUGUGCCUGGCUGGGGAGCUGGCAGCUGCGCAGCAGCUGCUGAACGAUGCCUUGGAGGACCGCGGGGCAGCAGAGGCGCUGCUGGGGAUCGCGUCGAUAGGAUCUGGGUCUGGCGGGGCGCCGCGCGCGGGGCUGACGGGGCUGGGCGGCCGGCUCCCUGGUGGCACGGCCAGCGGCAGCAGCGCGGGCGGCGGUGGCGCGGGCGGCGGCGACGACGGCGCGGAGGGCGGCAGCGCCAGCGGCGCCUCCCUCGGGGCUGGCGGCGCCGCGGGCUCUGGGCUUUCGCAUAGCAACUUCAAGCUGAAGGACUGGCAGGGUGUGAUCGUGGACGUGCUGGUGUACAGCAAGCACGACACGCACCGGAUCCGACAGAAGCUGUCGUACGCGAUCCGGCUGAGUCAGCAGAACCUGCUGGCGCGCAGCACGGUGGUGCCGCUGGUGCUGCAGCAGAUCCUGGACACGUCGAAGAACGCGAUCGUGUUGCAGGCCUCCGUGCGCGCCUUUGUCCUGGAGUUCGCGACCCCAAUCUUCCGCAGCUGCACCAGCUGCGGCGCGCGGCGGCUGGUGCGCUCCAAGCCCGUGCCGCCGCCCAACCGCUUCACCUGCGGCCACUCCUCCUGCGUCUUCCCCGUGCGCACCUGCAAGCCCGGCGGCUGGGACGAGCAUGACGACCGCGUGGCCCUGUUCCCGCAGGCUCUGCUGGACGUCGCACAGACCGCACAGGGCCUGCAGAGCGGCAGCGGCACCGGCGGCGUCUUGGGCGCAGGGGCCAUGCAACGGAACAGCGGAUGGGGCAGCGCCGCCGCUGCGGCCGGGCCGGCCGCUGCCUACGGCGCAGCUGGCGCCGGGCUGGGCUUGGGGCCGGGGGUGGGCGGCGCUCGUGGUGGCGUCGGCCCGGCGCCCGGCCUGGGUCCGGGCCUGGGUCCCGUGGCGGUGGCCGCAGGCCUGCCAACGGGUCCUGGAGGCAGGGGCGGCGAGUACGGCGGCUUGGUCGGCGACGGCGCUGCGGCGGGCAGUGGGCUCAGCGCGAUGCCGGGCGUGCUGCGCGGCGGCACGUACGCGCGGAAGCAACGGCGCCUGGACGAGCUGGCGGAGGACGAACUCGCUGCACCUCAGCCCAGCGGCUCCCCGGGCGCUGGCGCCAGCGGCGUCGACAGGACCGCGUACGGCGGCCCGGGUGGCCCCGUGCCGCCCGCCAAGCGCGGCCCACCGGCACCCGCGACGUGGCAGCCACAAGGCGCGCCAGUGGCGGGCUUCGCCAAGCGCGGGCCGCCGCCGCUGCCGCACACGGUGCUACUGCCGCCGGCGCAGCACCAGCAGCAGCAGCACCCGCUACAUUAUGGCGGGCUACAGCCGGCGGCUGGGGCGGACGACGAGGACGAGGAUGCAUUCAUAGGGCCGCCGCCACAGAGCCUCCGCCGGCUCAAUCCUGGACUAGGAGCCGUGGCCGGCGUCGGCGCCACCGCCACUGCCGCCGCCGCCGCCGCCGCGUACGCGCGUCAGGGGGCACCUCCUAGUGCGCAGUCUCCACUGCGACUGCACGUGACCGGGCGUGGCAUGGACCUUGCGCAUCAGCUGCAGCAACAGCAGCAGCAGCAGGAGGCGGAGGAGGACGACGACCAAUUCCUGGGGCCGCCGCCGCACCGGGCGACGUCCGCGGCGGCGGCAGGAGCAGGAGCGCGGCAGGCCGCUGGCGGCGUCAGUGCCACCCAGGCACGCGGUAGCGGCAGCGGCAGCGGCGCCGUUGGCGGCGGCGCUGGCGAUGCUGCCGCAGCGCUGGCGAACGCUCUGGUGGGACAGCGAGUGAUAACCACCCUCACCGUCACCACGGCGGGCGGCGUGCAGCGCAGCAUGCCCGUCAUGCUGACUCAGGACGAGCAGGGCCGCCUGCAGCUGAUGCAGCCGGAGCAGGGGCCCGACGGGCCGCUGCCGUUGCAGCUGGAUGACGGCGGUGGGGCCGCGGACGGCGGAGGCGCGGGGGCAGGAGGAGGGGCAGGAGCGGGCGGCAGCAGGGGCGCGCAGGCGUUCAACUUGGAGCGGCAGCUGCAGCUGCUGCUGAACAGCGCGGCGCAGGAGCGGCAGCAGCAGCAGCGGCAGCAGCAGGAGCAGGACCGGCUGCGGCUGCAACAGGAACGGAAGCUGGAGCAGCAGGACGCGCUGGUGAGCGCGAUACUCCACGCAGCCGGCUGUAGUGUCGGUGGCAGCGGCGGCGGCGGCGGCGGUGGCAGGACGAGUGGAGGCGCCUCGUCCGGCACAGCGUCGCAGCCUCAGCUAGUUCGCCUGGGCCUAGGAGGCGGCGGUGGCGGCGCCGCCGCUGCCGCUGCCGCUGCAGGGCCGCUGCUUGAAGGGAGAGGCAGCGGCACCUCACAAGGCGGUGGGCCGGCUGGGGCCGGCGGCGGUGGCGGCGGCGGCGGCCGCGUGCUGAUGCCGUUGCAGCUGGGGCGGGCGGCCACGGGCGCAGCCGGCAUGGCCGGAAAUGCCGGCGAGGCGGUCGAGCUGGGUGACCCCAUGGACCUGGGCCUGGGCUCGGAGGCCGGAGUGUCCGGCGGAUUCGUGCCGCCGCUCGUAUUGGACGAUGACGGCGGCGGUGGCGGCGGAGGUGGCGGCGGCGGCGGCGGCGGCGCUGCAGCACUGUCGCUGGCGGAGGCGCAGGAUAGGGGGGAUGUGUUGCUGAAGCAGCUGGACGCGAUCCAGCAGCAGCAGCAGCUGAUUGCCGCCUGCCACAAGUCCGUGCGCGACACGCCUGCGCACCUGGACCUGAUGCGGCAGCGCAGCCUGCUGCUGCUCCACCGCCACCGCAUCGAGCAGGAGCUGCAGCAGCUCAACCAGUCCCAGACGCUGAACCAGCAGCAGCAGCAGCACCAGCAACAGCAACAGCACCAACAGCAUCAGCAGCACGUGUACCAGCAGCAACAGCAACAGCAACAGCAGCAGCUCUACCAGCAGCACCAGCAGCCACCGUCUCCAUCGCUGGGACAGGUUGCACGGCAGCAACAGCAACAGCAGCAGCGGCAGCGGCAGCCUUCGUCGCCGGCGACGGAGCUGGGGCCGGAGCCGCUGCGGUUUGAGUCGCUGCCGUCGGUCCCCGUGGCGCCGCUGGGGUCGCAUCGCCCAGGGGUGGUGCGGCUGCCGAAUGGGCAGCUGGCGGUGCCGGUGUCGCCGCCGGCGCUGGCGGCGGCGGCGGCGGCGGCGCCGCCACCCCAGAUCGUGACGCUUGCGGACGGCUCGCGCGCCUUAUUGCAACAGCUGACGCCGCCGCUACUGCAGCCGCUGCAACGGGGACCCGCGCAACCCAUGGCGCAGCCCCUGAAGCUAGGCAUGCCAGAUGAGCCCGCCGCGACUUCAGCUGCCGCCGCCGCCGCUGCUACCAGCGCUGCCGCCAGCCAGCGGCGGUGGCAGCAGCAAGAAAUGAUUGCGGCGGCGCUGUUUGCGCAGGCGCAGCGGGAACGGCGGGCCGAAGUGGCGGAGGCGGCCGAAGUGGCUGCGGCGGCCGCGGCUAAUAUGGAUGAAGAGCCGCCUGCACCGCCGUCGCGCCGCCAGCGCACCGGGCCCGCGCCGCCGGUGCCUGGCCUCGACCUAGGUGGCCCGCAGCCGCCGUCGCCGUCGCAGGAGCGCCCGGGCUUUGUGCUGGAGCUCGGCGGUGGCGGUGGCGGCGGUGCAGCCCGCGGCGGCGCGCCCGGCGCUCGCGGCGGUGGCAGCACCGCCGCCAACGGCAGGGGCGGCAGCAGCAACCUCAGCGGCGGCAGCACGGGCAAUGGCGGGCUCAACGUGAAGAGCGCGGUCGCGGCCGCCAUGGCGGCGGCGGCCGCCGCCGCCAAAGCCAAGGCUGUGGCAAAUAGCUCCAUGGCUGCCAGCACGGACUGCGGCGGCCUGGUCUUCAGCUCGCCGCCGUCGACGGUGCCGACGCUGGGCUCGGCGCCCGCGCUCACCACCACCACCGUCAACACCACGGCGACGGGCGGCAGCAGCGCGGGCUCACUGAGCCACCACAAGCUGGUCCGCACGCCCGACGGCCGCGUGUUCCUGGUGGAGCCCCUGGCGGCGGCGGCAGCGGCGGCGGCGGCGGCACAGCGCGGCGGCGGCGGCGGCGGCGCGGAGCCGGUGACCUCGAUGCAGACGGGGGGCGCCUCGCCGCCGGCCUCGGUGGCCCGCGCGGGCGUCCUGGGCGGCGGCAGCUGGCGCGACCCCCGUAGCUCCGCUCCCGCCGCGUCAGAUAGCAUCGGCAGCGGGCCGCACGGCGCCGGUGGCGCCGGCGGCGGCGCGGCAGGCGGAGGAACCGCCGCCUCCGCCAUGGCGGCGGCGGCCGCCGCCGCGGCGGCCGCGGCGGCGGCGUCCCAGGGAACUUCUUCCAGCUCCUCGGGCGCACGCCUAGCCAGCGCUGUGAUCGGCGUGGUGCCCCUAGCCGACGUCCGCGGCGGCGGCGGUGGCGGCGGCGACGGCGGCGGCGGCAGCGCGCCGGCGCCGGCCGCCGGCGCGCCCAAGCCGCGGCGGCGCGUGCUGCUAGAGCCCAUCAGCCUGUCUCCAGAGGAGCUAGGACUGGAUCCAAAGGACCUGCCAAGGGUGGAAACGGGCCCCACGGUACUGCUGCAGCCGACGGCGGGCCGCGCCGCGGCUGCCGUCGCGGCGGCGCAGGUCGCCGCCGCCAACUGCUUCGUUGCCGCGACCGCGGCCGCCUCCGCCGCGGCCGCGGGCUUUAUGCCACGCCGCCUCAACCUGCAGCAGGCCGGGGCGGCGGGCUCGGACGCGGCCGCGGCUUUCACGCGGCACAUGGCUGACAGGCCUCAGCUGGCCGCGGCGGAGAGCGUGUCGACCGGCACGCAGGCUGGCAGCGAUCCCAUUACUGCCGAUGAACUCGCGAACGACAGCUUACUGGAGGGCGCGACAGCCGCUUGGCAUCGCUACCUGAGUGCCGUGACGGGCGCGGCGCCGGUGCUGCCGCUGCCCGCGCCGCGGGCGGCGGCAGCGCCUGUGGGACCCGAGAGCGGCGGCAGCGACAUGGGAGGCGGUGGCGGCGUGGCGGCGGACCCGCUGGUCGGACUAGAGGCGGAGCUGCAGCCGCCGGUGCCUGGCGAGAAGCCGCUGUGCCUGAGCUUUGCAAACGGCGCGGGCGCGGCGGGCAAGCCGUGGACGAGCCGCGUCGUGCUGCGGGUCGGCGACAACAGCACCAGCAGCCUCCACGACCACGGCGGUACGGCCGGCCGCGACGGUGGCGGCGCCGACGGCGCGAGCGUGUGCACGGGCGCGUUGGAGCUGGUGUGCGUGUGCGCCGACCUGCCGCCGCCGGACCUGCCGCCGGGGGAUGGCGUGGAGGCGGCUGCGGGGCCGGCGCUGCCGCGGCUGCCCGCGCUGAUGCCGGUGACGGAUGUGCGCCUGCGGCGGGACAUACCCGUGACCCACAUGAAGGGCAAGCCGCUGCUGGUGUGGCUGUCGCCCGACACCGGCCCGGCGCAGCGCGCGGCGCUGCAGGGCCUGGCGGCGGCGCGGCUGGCGCUGCUGGCGGCGGUGGACUCACACCACGACCUGGCGCUGAGCCCGCUGGAGACCGACGGCGCGCUGUGGCUGGUGGGGGCGGUCCUGCAGCGCACCGCGCCGCCGCCGCCGCCGCUGCUGGUGGCGCUGCCGCCCGAGGCCGCAGCGGCGGCGGCGGCCACAGCAGCAGCUGCUGCUGCCACGGAGGCCACGGAGGCCGCGGAGGCCACAGAGCAUGCGGAUGCUGCAUAUGCUGAUGCAGCCGUGGCGGUGGCGCCGGCGCCGCAGGCGCUCAGGCGGGAGCUGCUGCCGGCGAAAGCGACGGGGCGUGAGGAGGAGGCGGAGGAAGGGGAGGAACUGGAGGAAGAGGAGGAGGAGGAGCUGGAGGAGGGGGAGGAAGAGGGGGAGGAGGCGGAGGAGGAUGCGCAGGAGCAGGAGGAGCAGCCGGGCGGCGCCAGGGAAGGCGCGGGCGCCGCAGCGGCCGACGCGACACACGAGCGCAUGCCCGUGCGCGAGCCUCAUGUGGAACCCGGGCCCGAGCGUGUGGAGGCAGCGGCGUGGGCCGAGGCUGAAGCAGGGGCUGGAGCUGCGGGCGGCGGCCGGAUAGAGGAGACUCUGAUCCCGUGCAUACCCAGUUAGUACAGUCGUCUAGUCUAUAUGUACAGGAGCCGUUGCUGGCUUUGCUUGCAUACGCAUACGUCGAGUAUUAACUGCAGCGGCCCGUGCGGCGCUGGCGGUGCGCGUGUGGGCGGCGUCGCCAGCACACACGCACGCACGCGCAGCCCGCAGCGCACGUGCGGGCAGCUCGUGUAGCUGGGGGUAGCGUUCCGUGAAGGACGGGGCUAGCAGAUGGGGUGCGGGCGCUUUGGCCGCACUGCACACACCGGGCAAUACCUACGACGGCUGGAACAUUGGGCGGAUGCUGGCGGGGGUGGCACACAGGCCAUGUCAUGGGGGCGGUGGGGGGUCACGGUAUUUGCUGCUCCUUCAUGAUGCCGCGAAGGUGAACUGGAUGCAUCCAGGAUUACAUGCAUGCAUGAUGCCGCGCGUUUGGCAGUUGGGCCCCUGCGUUGCUCUUUGGCUUUCAAUUCAAGGGCACUGAAGAGCGCACGGCUCGCCAAGAGCACGGCACGGCACUGCAUUCACAUGUGCAUUCACUUGCUCGCCCAUUCACAAACGCCAAGAAGUACAUUCGUGUUUGGUGACGGCGUGGGCUCAAGUGGUGCCAAGGCAUAGCGAACUUGCGGCUUUGCGCCCUGGGCAAAGACGGACCUCUUUCCUAUGUUGUGAACGCGCCACGCCUGCAGUCUCAUGCGACUGCAGCUGUGCCUUAGACUACGCAAUAAAGGUAGCCGCAGCGCGGCUGGUGUCAGCCCGCUGGCACAUUUAUGAUGGGCGGUACACUGUGAUUGUCACUGCGGCUGGAGGUGGGAGCGCUGCCCUUGUGGCAGCACCAUUGGUGGUUACAGCUGACGCCAUUGGGUUGUGAGAGGAAGUAGCGCUACAUCGGGUGUUAGACUGUGAGUGCUUGUGCUCACAUUCUUGGGUGCGGCAGCCCGGCGGAACUGACGGCUCACCUCAUGACAUGGCUACGCAUACAUCGCAAUUUAGUCAUGUGCACGGUCUUGGCGAACUUGGCCGGAGAGAUGGCUAGAACUGGUGUGGUCUUAAUUUGCAACCGCGGCCGUGCAUACCGCCGCGGUGAUCCAAGCCUCAUCCCAAACCGAUUGUCGCGAUUCGCGAUUGCACGCAUUCGGCUGUCAAGGGAACACUGGGAACACUGAACCCGUCCUCGCAAGGGGCACGGAACCCGCCCGGGGCGCGGGUCUUGAGGUACUGCAAACACGGCACGGCUUGCUUGGCGCAGCCGUGGUGCCUCGUUAAGCAAGUUAACUGAAUGGUUGGAGGAAUGGGGCAUUGGUACAUGUACAUGCCCAGCUGGAAUUGAACGAAUGGAGAGGUAGAGCGAAUGGAGCGGCUUCGCGGCAAGUGUGUUAGCAAGCUGCCGGCGCCAGUGCGGGUGCUGCUGGUGCCGUUGCGGCUGCUGCUGCUACGGCGGACGUCGGUUGGUCGGGUUACAGGUGGAAUGUUGUGCCACGAAGGUGUAUUUAGGGUAUGCAUGCACAGUGCCCCGACGCCAGGUUGGUCUGGCAUGUCAGGGUCAAGUCGCCAGAUUCUUGAGAGCGCCAUCGCAGGGCUACACCAUCGAUGCGGUUGCGUAGAAGCGGACGCAUGGUCAGUAUGAAAGCUAUGAGCUACGGUGUUACUUUGCAUCGUGUCAUGUGUGUGCGUUUGUGUUCUAGGGUUGGCCUUGCAGUGGCGGGGGCUCCAUCAAGCAAGCGGCCCCAAGUGCCAUGAGGUUAGCUCGUAGUUCUUCGUGCAUUCAACCAAUGGCCAAGACUCCGAGAAGCGCGCACACUUUUUUACGCCCAUCACUGAUGUCCUUCACGAUACUGCCGGUUACAAGCCACAAAACGUCUGCAUGUGACGCCAAAUGCCACACUGCUGUGCGGACCUCUCUUGCGAGAGUCAGUUAAAUUGGUUUCUUUGGGGUCGCGACAAUGGAGAACGCCGUGCGUGAUGUGCCGUUCGCUGGGGCGCAACACGAGGGAAGCUGCGCGAGGCGUGGAAGCAUGGAGGCCGCCUGGCAUGACCUGCUGCGCGGGGCUGUGGGCUGAUCAUGGUGUAUGCAAUUGUGUUUUGUGCGUGCGUGUGUGUUCGUGCUCGCUAAGGGAACCCAAUCAGAACGUGUUAUGUCUGUAUGCGUGUCAAUAUGCUGCUAGGCUGUAUGCAGAGCGCGGUCCGAUGCGGAAGGGCGUGGUUGCCGCGAUGCGGCAAUCGUAUGUGCAUGCGCGGGUAUUGAUUGCGUGGGGGGGGGGGGUAUUGGACCAAAGGGCGCGGUGCCCGAGUGACGCAGGCGUGCGCGUGCGGAGUUUGCCGGAGUGACGCAGGCGCACCAGUGCUGUGACAGAGGGGCCCAUGUGGAUGGAGUAGGUCUGUCUUGUGGCAGUGCGUGUCGGUGCGUGGGGAUGCCGACAGCCGCCGGUACGGCCGGUGCAGUGUUUGUCUUCGUACGGGGAUGGCUGUGUCCGCUGUUGCCUGCGGGUCGCGGGGCGACUCAGAUGCGCGGGCAGGGGGCUUGGUACGCGUCGGGCUGCGUGUGAUACACACACGCGUGCCCGACUCGUGGCCAGGACCGUUUUUGCGGUGGCACUAGUAACGAGGCUGAGUACUGGCAACAACGUGUGCUGUACACAGCGAUUUACGCUCAUCUGCGGGCAGCUUAGGUCAACACUGGAGAGCGGGCUGACUUGCGAAGGAUGGGUGGCGUGGGCGUACUAUGGUGGAAUCCGCCGUGUCCUUGCACGCCCAGAGAAAGUCGGGCAGGCUCAUGCGGGAUUUACAACGGGAUUUACAACGGGGUUUACACAAUAGGCAUCGAGCGCUCGAUGGCCGAUGUGGAAGGGGCGCUCUGGCGUGUCCGCUGUGACAGCGUGUGUACAGAGAUGCCAUGGUCCCUCGUGGCGUGGUUGCGGUGGCGGUGCACCUGUGUGGGUCGCGGGCUAUCUCUCUUUGUAAUGUCGCAUGCAU
Messenger RNA from Chlamydomonas reinhardtii, 9665 nucleotides. RefSeq lists its product as uncharacterized. NCBI's taxonomy places the organism in Eukaryota, Viridiplantae, Chlorophyta, Chlorophyceae, Chlamydomonadales, Chlamydomonadaceae. The transcript has 9 exons. The coding region runs from base 354 to 6713 and encodes 2119 amino acids. The record is from RefSeq and is a predicted model, not a curated record.